AUGUGCAUCAAGUCAAUCCUUAUCUUAUUUUGCCUUGCUCAAUUAGUUUCAGCCAGCGGGUGAGUAAACAAUUUUUCUAAUUUGAAAUGAAAAAAAAAACAGAUUUUUUACUAAAUUGAAAGAAAAUAUAUAAAUUUAUGGAAUUUUUCAGUUACAGAUAUUUGAAACGAGCUGAUUUCGAUGAUCCACGCAUGUUUUCGUCAGCUUAUGGAAAACGAUCUGGAGGAGGAUAUUUGGCAGCACCCGGAAUUUCAGAUUAUGAUGAUCAGCCCACACAAAAAUAUAUUGCACUACGAGUAAGAAGACACGACUUCGAAGACCCAAGGUAUGAUUUGAGAAAGAACGAGGAUUUAAAAAAUACUAUUUUUAGAUUCAUGUCAAUGUCAUUCGGAAAACGAUCAGUCAUUGACGAAAUCCACGACUACGCCACAAAUAAACGAGCUGAAGCAGAUGAUCCAAGGUAAUACUCAAAUUCAGAAAGAAAAUUAUCGAAUUAUUUUUUUUUGCAGAUUUUACUCGGGAUCAUUCGGAAAAAAGUGA
Caenorhabditis angaria is the source of this 540-nucleotide messenger RNA. Lineage: Eukaryota; Metazoa; Nematoda; Chromadorea; Rhabditida; Rhabditidae. The record is from the annotation of a GenBank genome assembly.